Molecule: messenger RNA, 465 nt
Organism: Striga asiatica
Lineage: Eukaryota; Viridiplantae; Streptophyta; Magnoliopsida; Lamiales; Orobanchaceae
Source: the annotation of a GenBank genome assembly
AUGAGAUUGACUGAAAAAGUCCAAAGUCUUGGGAUUAUUACGUUGUAUAAUACAAGGCCUUUUUCGGGCCGAUUCCACCCCAGAGCAAAAGCCUCCUCGUUAAGAGAUGCUGACUCUGGGCCUAAAGCCUCCUCGUUAAGAGAUGCCGACUCUGGGCUUAAAGCCUCCUCGUCAAGAGAUGUUGCUGAUUGUGGCCCAAGGGCUUGCUUUCCGGGCACAUUCCCAGAGCUUUUAAGCCCAAUGGACUCGACCAUCCCACGACGUGCUCUGGGCAAACCUGCGGUCAAGGAGCGAGUCGGACGAUAUGCCAAGUGCUUGCCUGUCGACCCCACACGACCUGAUGCACUCGUCGGUCUCGAGCAAGUUUCUAAUCUUGUCAGCCACGAUCUCGGAGGUCCCACAUGUGUAAGUAGUCGUCCCACUCAUGCGCAGGCGACUCUCAAGCACGCAUCGCUUGCCGGAUGA